AUGAAAGGUAAAACUAUUGGCAUCGACGAACAAGCCGAUCAUCUUAGAAGUGCCCGCAUUCAAUACAAUCGUGACGUUUUAGGCUCUAUUAUUAAAACUAUUAUACUGGCAGGCAGACAGAAUCUUCCCUUACGAGGCCAUCGUGACGACUCAAAGUAUUUUCUAUCUUCUAAUCCUGGGAACUUUCAAGCCUUUUUGAAUUUUAGAGUAGACGCGGAUGACGCGAAACUAGAAAAACAUUUUGAAAAUGCAAGUAAGAAUGCAACUUAUCGUUCGAAGACAAUUCAAAACAAGCUGAUAAAGAUCUGCGGGGAACAAAUCAAAGAAAAGAUUGUUUCUGACAUCAAUUCUAGUGAAUGCCCAAUUUACUCAGUCCUUGGUGAUGAGGCAACAGACUGCAGCAGUAUCGAGCAGAUGCCAAUUGUUGUAAGGUAUGUUGACUCAAAGCAAGAAAUUAAUGAACGAUUUAUUAAAUUUGUUGAGUGUGAAGGAAUGACUGGCGAAGCGCUAGCGAAGAAUAUCGAAGAUACUUUAAACGAAGUUGGGCUACUACUUUCCAACUGUCGUGGUCAGUGCUAUGAUGGUGCCAGUGCAAUGUCAAGCAAAUCAAAGGGAGUUGCUGGUCGUAUUUUAAAAUAA
Messenger RNA from Xenia sp. Carnegie-2017, 639 nucleotides. RefSeq names its product 52 kDa repressor of the inhibitor of the protein kinase-like. The coding region runs from base 1 to 639 and encodes 212 amino acids. The record is from RefSeq and is a predicted model, not a curated record. The transcript has a single exon. Lineage: Eukaryota; Metazoa; Cnidaria; Anthozoa; Malacalcyonacea; Xeniidae.